Molecule: messenger RNA, 3181 nt
Organism: Zingiber officinale
Lineage: Eukaryota; Viridiplantae; Streptophyta; Magnoliopsida; Zingiberales; Zingiberaceae
Exons: 8
Coding region: 1151-3064 (637 amino acids)
Molecular function (GO): phosphoprotein phosphatase activity
Source: RefSeq, a predicted model, not a curated record
CGGAGAAGACGUCGAAACCGUACUGGGGCAAUCCGACGGUGCUAAAGGCGAUGCUACCUUGGGGCUCCAUAUAAUUCGGGGAGAUCCAACGGCUGAAAGCAAUACAAGCUUGUGCAGCGAACCGAAUAAGCCUGGGGAAGCGGUUUCGGAUUUGGUAGCUCGCCUUCGGGAUGACGUGUUGAGUGGUUCCCGGGCUGCAUCUUUAUCCAAAAACUAAGUUGCAUGCCGUAACAGAAUUUGCUAUACACAAGCAAGUAUUUGAUUCCUUACACACUAUCCCUUCACACACAUCAGCGCCGCACAUCGUAUGAACAGGAUCAGAAGGGGAACACUUCGUAUGAACACAUCAGUCAGGGGAAUCUAAGUGCGGAGAAUCGGAUCGGAUUCUAUCACAAAGCCCGUAUCCGCACGAGGUCCAUGUCUGACGUCAUCACUAGUGGGUAUCCACACGUGGCUGCAUUGGGGUAAGAGGGAACACGUUAACUUACAGCGUGGCGGAGGAGCAGAUUAAGGCUGGCAAAAAGAAGGAAGAACGCCCGAUGGAAGCUACGGGUAGUGUCAUUCGGAAGAGGGAAAGGGUGGGCGAGAAGCGAAAAACCCUCGCCUCAGAGUCGGAGAUCGAUUCCCCGUCAUCUCAAGUGGAUCGCUGGGAUCUCACGUCUCUUACUUUGACGCUUCCGUGCGCUUGCGACUGGUUCUUCGUCGUUUCUAGUAAUUGGGGUGCUGAUUCAGUUCCUCGGUAGUAAUGGUAGUUUUGUCUAUUUGUAUUAGGUUGUGGGUGAUAUUCACGGAAGUCAAAGAUAAGGCAUAUGAUUAGUCAGAGAAAGGAUUUACUGUGCUGAAUGAUAAUGUUUUUGGGAAUUUAAGUGCAGAUUGAGGAAUUGAUCCCUACAGGGAGAAAUCUAUAAUAUUACUAUCUCAGGAGAAUUAAAAGAUUACACCACCCUAUUUGAUGAAAGCUUGAAACUGUGACUUUCCCUGGUGAUUUAUGAUAUUUUCCAAAGAGUAAAUUCAGCUAUGAUCCAUAGUGCAUUUCAUAAGCUGGAGCAUCAAGUCAGUGAUGGGACCUCCCAAAAGGCAGUUUGAAGGUGGGUACCUUAAUGCAGUGUCAGUUUCCAAUAAGAGAGUUUGAAUACUGAAUAUUGUUGAUAUGGAUCCAAAGAAAAGUGGGAACUGUGUCAGUAAAGAUGAUUCAGCAAGGACAAAUAUUGAUGAAUCAUUGGCUAAUGUUGACCCAAUCUUAGUGACUGACUAUAAUAAAAUAUUGGAACAGGCAAAUGAUAGAGCUGAUCAAACAAGUGGUAUAGCUGGUCAGGGUAUUUCCAUCUCCACUAUGUCGAAAGACACCAGAUCAAAAGGUGAUAGGACCAACAAAAUUGGAGGGAAGAAUGAAUCAUCAGUUAUCAAUUGUUCUACUUAUUUGUUUCGGGCUUCUGAAAUUGUCCCAACCAUCACUCAUGCCAAUGAAGCAUCAUUUCAUAACCUUCGAGUGUCACCUGUCCCAGAAGACAAUAAUGAUGCGGCUUAUAUCCAAGCUUAUUCUAGGAUGGAGGGAAUGCUUCCACUAGAAAUUUUACCACCCAACCUGAGAGAUGGCUCACUAAGUAUUGACACCAUAGGAAUCAAUGCCAAAUUUGAAGAUUGUGAUUCCCAUGCUGGGGUUGCUCGAGCUUUACACACUAAAACCAACUUAUCCCCAGAGAUGUCUUCAAACUCAUACAAGCUGGAAGUUACCAGUCCAUUCAAGGGUGACAAGAAUGUGGAAGUAGAAAGAGUAAGCGGUUGCACACUUGAAAUUCAAGAAAUCUUCUCAGGUGCGACUUGUAUCUCUCAGUCAGUUUCUGUGCCUGUUGAGUCUGUUGAUCCUAUUAGGCUAUACGUAUCAGAUAAGGAAGCAGCUGGCAACAGUGUAGUUGCAGAGCAGACUGUGGACAACUCUGGUGUGGCACGUCAAUAUGAGGUUGACUCUUUAGAAGCCAGCCUAAAGUCCCUUCAGUUUGGCAUGAAGGAAGGAAGAAGUGUGCCUCCAUCACCAAUUACACGGGGGUUAAUACAAGAACUAGCUUCUCCAAAUUUACUCAUGAAGCAACAUAAUCGGUUGGAUUCACAUAAUGCAGAAUGUGCUAAUUUCUUAUUUGGAUUAGAGAACAAGUCUGAUAAUGAUUCAUCCGGGAACACUUUUAAAAAUACAUCUACCUUAGGCACUGAAGAUGAAUCAGAAUCUGCGAAAUCAAAUAUUGAUAAUAAAUACAAACACUUUAACAAGGAGGAGAAACUACUUGCUUCUUCAUCUGAAAGACGUAUCAUGUCUUAUAUGACCAAGGACCAGGUUGCAAGUUCAAAUUUUGUGCCACCUUAUACAGAAUAUUUUUUGAGAUUUUCAAGAAAAAAGUUAAUUGUUCUUGAUCUGAAUGGGUUACUAGCUGAUAUCAAUCGGGGUAAUGCUCGUAUCGCACAUAAGAGAGUUGGAGGAAAAUCAGUUUUCAAAAGGCCCUUUUGUGAUAAUUUUCUUAAGUUUUGUUUCGAGAGAUUUAAUGUAGGUGUCUGGUCUUCGAGGGGAAGAAACAAUAUGGAUCCUGUAGUUGACUAUCUCAUGGGAGAUUUGAAACAUAACCUGUUAUUUUGUUGGGACCAAUCAAAAUGCACUCAUACGGGCCGUCGGACCUUUGAUAACAUUCAUAAGCCACUUUUUCUCAAGGAACUAAACAAAUUAUGGAACAAAGAGGAACCUGACCUUCCAUGGGAAAAGGGAGAAUACUCUGCAUCUAACACAUUGCUUAUAGAUGAUUCUCCUUACAAAGCUAUUUGCAAUCCUCCUCACACUGCCAUUUUCCCAGAUCCAUAUAGCUUUACCAACAAAGAUGACAAUUCUCUAGGACCUGAAGGCGAUCUUCGUCUUUAUUUGGAAGGGCUAGCAAUGGCUGAUGAUGUUCGAGCAUAUGUUCAAGCAAUUCCUUUUGGUCAGCAGCCUAUUACAGACAGAAAUCCAUCAUGGAAGUUCUACCUUCAGAUUAUUAAUAAAAUUCAGAAAUCAUCAUCAUCUCUAACUACUCGAAGCUGGUGAUUUCUCUUCUCUCUGUCUGUUGUGUGGUAAUGAUAUUCUUUCAUAGAGGUAAAUUGGUUAUGUUCCUAUGCAUACAUUUUAAACAUGUGGAUCCUUCUGAAGCUUUUCUUUGUAUAA